Carassius gibelio (silver crucian carp) is the source of this 2692-nucleotide messenger RNA. Its product is annotated as protocadherin beta-15-like. Gene Ontology annotation, biological process: homophilic cell-cell adhesion. Gene Ontology annotation, cellular component: plasma membrane. The transcript is spliced from 4 exons. The record is from RefSeq and is a predicted model, not a curated record. Bases 149 to 2590 code for a protein of 813 amino acids. Gene Ontology annotation, molecular function: calcium ion binding. Lineage: Eukaryota; Metazoa; Chordata; Actinopteri; Cypriniformes; Cyprinidae.
ACGCCGAUUUACUGCCUGAUAUAAGCUACGUCCGUUAUUCUAAAUUGGAUUUUAUACAUGUUUUCUUGUACAUGGCAAUUAUUAUAGUAGUGGAUCCGAUUUCUGGUUUAUAUUUCAAAAAUUCCAAAGGUUCAGUGCUGCUGCUGAGAUGUUUGGUCUUUUGUUCUUCGUGCUGAUGGCGGACACCGUUAAUGGAGACGUGAGCUAUUCUUUUCCAGAGGAGAUGAAACGUGGAUCUGUGAUUGGAAAUAUAGCAAAGGAUCUCGGGCUCGAUGUGAACAGACUCUCAUCUCGUAAGGCUCGAAUUGAUACUGAAGGUAACAAAAAACGAUACUGUGACAUUAAUCUGAAUACUGGAGAACUGAUCGUAGCGGAGAGAAUCGACAGAGAGGAGAUUUGUGGGGACAGGCUUUCAUGCGUUUUAAAAUUUGAAUUCAUGCUAGAAGAUCCAUUAGAGCUGCAUCAUGUUUCUGUUCAAAUUCAGGAUAUUAACGACAAUUCGCCUAUUUUCUCAAAGGAUUUGAUCACAUUUGAAAUUAGGGAAUCUGCUGUUAGAGGUACACGCUAUCGUUUGAAUGCGGCUCAUGAUGCUGAUAUAGGACAGAAUGCAGUUCAGGGUUACAGUUUACAGAAGAAUGAUAAUUUUCAAUUGAGUAUAAAUUCAAAAGCAGACGGAGUAAAAAAACUUGAAUUACUGCUAGAAAAAGAGUUAGAUCGUGAGCAGCAGAAAGAGGUAACAUUAAUUCUCACUGCGGUAGACGGCGGGACUCCACCGAGAUCAGGUACUGUAGCCAUACACGUCACUGUGCUGGAUGCUAAUGAUAAUGCUCCAGUCUUUAGUCAGGCCGUCUAUAAAGUCAGUCUGCCUGAAAAUUCUCCUCUAGAUACUGUAGUGGUGACAGUGAGUGCUACUGAUGCUGACGAGGGACAAAACGGAGAAGUGUCGUAUGAAUUUAGUCGUAUCUCUGAAAGAGCAAGAAAGCUUUUCUACUUGAAUAAAAGUACAGGUGAAAUUCGGGUUACAGGUGCACUUGAUUUCGAGGACGAAGCCAAUUACGAAAUACUAGUUGAAGGGAAAGAUGGAUUUGGUUUAUCCAGUGAUGCUAAGGUUGUAAUAGAACUUGCAGAUGUUAAUGACAAUGCUCCUGAGAUACGAGUGAAAUCUUUGCGUAGUCCUGUUCCUGAGAAUGCGUUACCCGGUACAGAGGUUGGCAUCAUUAAUGUGCAGGACAGAGACUCUGAGAAUAACGGACAGGUGCGCUGCUCCAUUCAGCAAAACGUCCCAUUUAAACUCGUACCUUCAAUCAAAAAUUACUAUUCUCUGGUGACCACAGGUGAAUUAGACCGCGAGCUGCUCUCUGAUUAUAAUAUUACAAUUACUGCUACUGAUGAGGGCUCUCCGCCUUUAUCUUCCACUAAGAAUAUUCACCUGACUGUAGCUGACGUGAAUGAUAAUCCACCUGUAUUUCAGGAGCAGAGUUACAGAGCUCAUGUGCAAGAAAAUAAUAAACCUGGCUCCUCUAUUUGUUCAGUAUCAGCUACAGACCCGGACUGGAGACAGAAUGGCACUGUAGUUUAUUCUCUGUUGUCCUCUGAUCUCAGUGGCGCACCGGUGUCCUCCUUUCUAUCCAUUAACGGAGACACCGGGGUCAUUCAUGCCGUGAGGUCGUUUGAUUACGAACAGUUGAAAAGUUUCAAAGUGCUCGUGUUAGGCAGAGACAACGGUUCUCCUCCUCUGAGCAGUAACGUGACCGUGAGUGUCCUCGUAACAGAUGAGAAUGAUAACUCCCCUCAGAUAUUAUACCCCUCUCCGGAAGGAAACUCCUUCAUGACCGAGAUGGUACCCAAAGCUGCGCAGGCGCGCUCCCUGGUCUCCAAGGUGAUCGCCGUGGACGCGGAUUCUGGCCAGAACGCGUGGCUCUCGUAUCACAUUAUUAAAGCGACAGAUCCGGGACUUUUCACUAUCGGUGUCCACAGCGGAGAGAUCAGGACGCAGCGGGACAUUUCUGAAUCUGACACUAUGAAACAGAACCUCAUUGUGUCCGUGAGAGAUAACGGACAGCCCUCUCUCUCAGCCACGUGCGCAUUGUAUUUACUUAUAUCAGAUAACUUGGCUGAAGUUCCAGAACUGAAAGACUUGUCUCGUGACGAGAGCAGCUCCAAACUGACGUUUUAUUUGAUCAUCGCGCUGGUGUCCGUUUCCACUUUCUUCCUGACCUUCAUCAUCAUCAUCCUGUCAGUGAGGUUUUGUCGCAGGACAAAGCCCAGACUGUUGUUUGAUGGAGCUGUAGCCAUUCCCAGCGCGUAUCUGCCUCCAAAUUACGCAGAUGUGGAGGGCGCGGGAACUCUCCGCAGCACUUACAAUUAUGACGCAUACCUGACCACGGGCUCGCGCACCAGUGACUUCAAGUUCGUCAGAACUUAUAAUGAAGACACGCUGACUGCUGACCUGACUCUGAAAAAGUCUCAAUCUGCCGAUGACCUUAAUGCUUUUGCCGAGGAAAUAGAGUGUCUUUCUCAGGUAUGUUUUUAUCUUCAAACAGUUCUUUUUUUCGGCAGUUGUUUGUAUUAUUGCUUUGGCUUUGGUUAAGUAAAUGUAACAGAAACUAUUUAGCAAUGUUUACAUUAAGUUCGCUCAAUCUUUAUGUGCAGUAUAGCCUCUGGGGAAGUUGAGCAACCACUUGAUUCUAGA